GGGGCUGUGCGCCGCCGGCGGCCCCGCCGCCUCGGACCCGGCUAUAGAAGAAAUAAAGGAGAAAAUGAAAAUUGUGAAGCACAAAAUACUAGUUUUGUCUGGGAAAGGAGGAGUCGGCAAGAGCACUUUCAGCGCCCACUUGGCUCAUGGCUUAGCAAAGGACGAGACUAAACAGAUUGCUCUGUUGGACAUAGAUAUUUGUGGACCAUCAAUCCCUAAAAUAAUGGGUAUAGAGGGAGAACAGGUUCACCAGAGUGGUUCUGGAUGGUCUCCGGUGUAUGUUGAAGAAAACUUGUGUGUAAUGUCUGUGGGGUUCUUGCUCAGUGGUCCUGAUGAUGCUGUUAUCUGGAGAGGACCCAAAAAAAACGGAAUGAUCAAACAAUUUCUUCGUGAUGUGGAUUGGGGUGAAAUUGACUACCUUAUUGUGGAUACACCUCCAGGUACUUCAGAUGAACAUUUAUCUAUUGUGCAAUAUCUAAGUUCCUCACACAUAGAUGGAGCAGUUAUAAUCACUACUCCUCAGGAAAUAUCACUUCAGGAUGUUCGAAAGGAGAUCAACUUCUGUCAUAAGGUGAAAUUGCCAAUCAUAGGUGUUGUUGAAAAUAUGAGUGGCUUUGUAUGCCCAAAAUGUAAGAUUGAAUCUCAAAUCUUUCCUCCAACAACUGGAGGAGCAGAGAAGAUGUGCCAAAAUUUAAAUAUUUCUCUCCUGGGGAAAGUGCCCCUAGAUCCUCAAAUAGGGAAAAGUUGUGAUCAAGGCCAAUGUUUUUUCUCUGAAAUACCUGAGUCCCCAGCUACUUCAUCUUACAGGAAUAUCAUCCAAAGGAUUCAAGAAUAUUGUGGCCUACACCACUCUCAAGAAAAAUUAUCUAACCAAGGAAUGGAAUAAAUGUGCAGUUAAUUAUAGGAAAGCAACGAUUGUGUCAUGAAUCGAUAGGAAGAAUGUAAAGAUUUGUACUCCCUUUCUGUAUUGCAAAUAAAUAAUUUAAGUUAAUGUGCUUGCUUUACUUUCCUGUUCUUGUUGUGUGCGAUCACCAUAAUAUUUGAACAUCUAGUCCACCUGAUGUCUCAAAGCUUUGUUAUAAGUUUGUAGAAAUAAGUCACAUAGUGCAUCAGAGAUGAAAUCUAAAUGCAGAAUUCUGUGAUACCUGAAAUCUUGCAUAUGUCGUUAGUGAAAUUAAUCUUCAAAGGUGUUCAAAUAGACUUUAUUCAGAAACUCUUAUAUAUUAAAUACAUAUUUUCAUUGGAACAUUUACCUGAGUCUUUUUUUUAAAUUAGUACUUUCAAGCCUCCUUCAUUUGAGGAUUAAUUGUAGUGUGCAUUUCCAUGCUGUGUUUCAUUGGAUAAGAUCACUUGGACAUCUUUUUCUUUGAUUAGUAGAGUUCCAUAUUUAGAGUGCAGUCACUUAAAUUUAGGAUUGUCUCCUCUUUUGUGAUCAGAGUGUCUGGGAAAAGAAAAAUAAGUUUCAGCCUAGUGGGAACAAAUUACUAACCAUUUUUUUUACUUAGACAAGUUAACAUUAGUUUCCUUGUUUGUAAUACAAGAAAUUAGAGGGCAAGUGUCAAGGGAAAAUUAACUGCAUUUGCUUUCAAAUUAAAAUCAAUAUAAACUUGUCUGUGUGACUGCAGAACAGAAUGAGUUGACUUGAGGGAGCUAGCUGCCUACUAGAUUUAUAGCAAGGAAAUAAGUCGGUGUUCAGGCUUUAUUACUUGGUGAAUUAAACUCCUACAAAUAAAUUAAGUGCUGUGUUGCCAGAAAUCCCCCUCAAAUGUGCCUUUCCUCUGCUCUCCUCAACCCAAUCUCUGAUUCCAGACCCCCCUCCUUCAUGACAGAAAUUAGCCAAAGGGAGGAAAGAAAAAGGGGAUGGGUAACUACUCUACUCUGCACUCUCAAGAAGGGUAUUCGCAUCCUGAGUGUUAACAAGUCUUUUGACUUGUCCAAUGGUUAAACCUCCCAAUCUCUGAGAAAUGAGUAGCACAUUCUGUAGGAAAAUUGCAGCUAUCUUUUAUAUUACAGUACUGAAAUUAUGCUGCCUGAUCUAUGUAGUAUGAAUAUCACAGAACUGAGUAUUAGAAACACCCAGAAAUCAGGAAUCCUCCAGAGGCUUUUAUCUUAAUGACUAAAAUGACCCCAAUCAUUAACAAACAAACUCUGUAUUAACUUCUCAAACAGAAGCAAGAAAUUAUUUUCAUAGGAUAUAAAGCUAGUCUUUGGCCUGUUUUAAGUAAAAAUUGAAAUUUUCCUUCCUGCACACAUUGCCUUUUUAUGUUAGCUUAUAACUGCAACCAAGGAACUAGUCACUAAAAAUCUGAGUUUGACAUGUUUUGACCACACAAUUCUUUACUCUUGUUCAGACAGAGUUGAUGCUCUAGAAUAGUGUUACUUAAUAAAUGUUGUCUUAUUGCUUAUCCAUUUUUCCAAUAUCAGUCCUCAACUUACAUAACCACUAGGUGACUGUGUAUUUCCAUAUCCUUCAGGACAUCCAUUCCCUGAAUUUCUUCUUCUCUCUUGUAGAAUAACACAAGAAAUCUAAAGAUGAUGUUCUACUAAUCUAACGCUGCUCCAGCAUUAGUAUCUAGAACAUCUACUGCAAUCAUUCCUCAAUCAUUUUUGUUGCCGCCUCUAAUGUACUUUACAAAAUCUUAAUAUUAACUAUUCCAAGGCGGUAAUACAAGAGCACACAAUGGGUUUGUUAUAAAACACAUUUGUGAUGUUGCACUCCAUAUGCUUUAUGAAAAUAUGCUUGGAAUGGGAAUAUAAUGUAACUGGAAUGUGCUUUUAUGCAAAAGGUCUCUUGUAAGGUAUUGCAAAGCUUAUAACCUACUGAGUGUGGUCAUCCUAUUUGUAUGUAUGCAUCAGUCUAGUAUCUAAAACUAGAAAUAUGAAGUUAACUCUGAGGUCCUAUUGUAAUUAUGUAAAGUGUGGGCCAUUAAUGGUGGUUUAGAAUAUUGACUAGGACAAUUGGCUGUAAAUGGCUGUUUACCUGCAAGCCUUCCUGUGUACGGGAUGAAGAAUGAGGUCUCACAGGUCAUGUGACCAGGUCACAUGAUUCUGGAAUCCAUCUUAAACCUGGUGCUUUUCCAAUUAGGAGGAGGGGUGGAGACCAAGAGAGACACAAGAUUCCCGCCUUGUGCCAAAGAGAUAAAAGCAGGUGGAACAGAACAAAGGAGGCUGCCAGUCAUGAGAAAUCCCCUAGUUACCACCUGAGCUGGAACUAACAAGAACUGUACCGGGGAAAGGAUUGGGCCUAGACUAGGAAGGAGCCUAGUCUGUGAAAGAAGCUUAUUGGAACAUCUCUGUGGGUGAGAUUUACCUGUAUUCAGUUUCUUAAAUGUAUUAGGCUUAGACUUGGGUGUUUUGUUUUAUUUUGCUUGGUAACUUACUUUGUUCUGUCUGUUAUUACUUGAAACCACUUAAAUCCUUUUUAUAGUUAAUAAAAUCACCUUUGUUUAUUAACUAA
This is a messenger RNA of Emys orbicularis (European pond turtle), 3457 nucleotides long. RefSeq names its product cytosolic Fe-S cluster assembly factor nubp1-like. Gene Ontology annotation, biological process: iron-sulfur cluster assembly. The record is from RefSeq and is a predicted model, not a curated record. Gene Ontology annotation, molecular function: iron-sulfur cluster binding; ATP-dependent FeS chaperone activity; ATP binding. NCBI's taxonomy places the organism in Eukaryota, Metazoa, Chordata, Testudines, Emydidae. Gene Ontology annotation, cellular component: cytosol. The transcript is spliced from 10 exons. Bases 65 to 886 code for a protein of 273 amino acids.